CAAGUACACGACGGUAAUGUGGCCCAAUUCUGAAUCGUGCCCAUCAACGGGAAGAAAAUGCUUUCUUAUAUUUCCCGAGGGAUCUACCCGACUCAAGCCACUUAUCUUUUGGGAUUCAAAAGUCAAAAUUGUGCUUGCAUGAUAAGCACAAGGGGAAAUUCAAGCACAAGUAACGAUCUCAAGGAAGCUCUUUGCGAAAAAAUACCAGUUCAUUAUGACCUGGUGAGAAAAUUUCGACAUCAGUAUGGACCGGCAAUAGUUGGUCAGGUGACUGUGGACGAUUUAUAUCGUGGGUUGAGGGGUGUGAACACCAUUGUCAGGGAAACUUCGGAAUUGGACAAAAAAUUUGGUAUCAAAUACAGAGGAUUGACUAUUCCACAAGUAAUUUCUCUUUUACCAAAAAAUCGAGGAACCAGUCCAAGUCCUGAAGCCGUUUUUUGGUUACUGUUGACUGGUGACGUGCCAACGCAGGAGCAGACGAAAUCCUUGAUAGCUGACUGGACGUCGCGACGUCAAAGACUGAAGGAAUGGUGGUCAGACAAUGAAGGUGGAACAAUUGGAAUGAUAAUAAGAUCAUUGCCGAAGAACGUUACGCCAUUGGGGAAACUUUGUAUAGCCCUGACAGCCUUGAAUGCUGAUAAAUAUGCCCAGGAAGCUACGAAAACUGGCGCUAUGAGUCAUACGCAGUGGGAAUACAUAUUUGAAGACUGUAUGGAACUAUUGGCUACACUGCCUGCGAUCAUAGGACUGGUGAGCAGCGCGAAAAGUCCCAAAAGUGUUCCACAGGAUGGAGACUGGGUAGACUUUCUUUUGGACUGUUUAGGAAACAUUUCUCAUGCAGAGGAAAGUAGGAAAAGUUCCUUAGCUGAUUUUCUUAGGCUCUACAUUGCCCUGAAUGCUGACGAAGAUGGCGGAUUGCCUGCAACGCACGUAACUCAAAUAUUAGCUGAUUCCCAGGUAGACGUGAGCCAAGCUCUGGCAGGUGGAUUUUUGGCUUACAAGAAUGAGCCAAAAGCUGGAUCAUUGUUAAAGUGCAUGGACUUUCAAUUAAGGCUACAAAACAUCCUCGGUCAAGAACCAGCCAAUGAAAUCUUAAAGAAUUUCUUAAGGUCUUUAGCCGAGAAGAGUACGAAAAUACCAGGAUACGGGGAAUCAGAAUUUUGCGACCCUCGAUUCUUGGCACUAAGAGAAUUCCUCAAGGAACAUGUUUCCUAUGAUUCUGAGAUCAAGCUGUCCCAAGAAAUAUCUAAAGUUCUGAGUAUAAUGUUAAGGAAGACUAAAGGAAAGAGUAUCUGGCCAAAACAAAAUGCAAUCGCUGCACCUGCAUUUAGAGCUUAUGGAUUAAGAGACAUGGAAUUUAAUCAAGUUUUCUUGUGCAUGUCAAGAGCCUUGGGAGCAGUAGCUUCAAUAAUUUGGUCAAGAGCCAUGUGCACGCCUGAAGAAAAUCCAAAAUCAAACUCCACCUACACAUAUUGUGAAUCAUUGCAAGAAAUCCGUAAAAAACCCACGAAAUUGAGCACUGUUAAAUAUACGAAAUACUUACCAAAAUGAUUUAUUAUACUGCCAAAAUAAGUCUGUAUUAAUCUCGUUAACAUCGUACAAUGAAGA
Cephus cinctus (wheat stem sawfly) is the source of this 1608-nucleotide messenger RNA. Its product is annotated as citrate synthase, mitochondrial. The transcript has 8 exons. The record is from RefSeq and is a predicted model, not a curated record. Gene Ontology annotation, biological process: tricarboxylic acid cycle; carbohydrate metabolic process. NCBI's taxonomy places the organism in Eukaryota, Metazoa, Arthropoda, Insecta, Hymenoptera, Cephidae. Gene Ontology annotation, cellular component: mitochondrial matrix. The coding region runs from base 58 to 1551 and encodes 497 amino acids.